Messenger RNA from Microthlaspi erraticum, 2070 nucleotides. The record is from the annotation of a GenBank genome assembly. NCBI's taxonomy places the organism in Eukaryota, Viridiplantae, Streptophyta, Magnoliopsida, Brassicales, Brassicaceae.
AUGGCAACGCUUCAGUCAUGGCGACGAGCUUAUGGAGCCCUGAAAGACACCACCAAAGUCGGCCUAGUCCGAGUCAACAGCGAUUACGCCGAUAUAGAUAUCGCCAUAGUCAAAGCUACUAACCAUGUCGAGUGUCCUCCCAAAGAUCGGCAUCUCAGGAAAAUUUUCGUCGCAACAUCAGCAACUCGGCCUCGAGCAGAUGUUGCUUACUGCAUUCACACUCUCUCCCGGCGAUUGCACAAAACCAGAAAUUGGACGGUUGCAUUAAAGGCACUGCUUGUUUUACACCGGCUUCUGAGGGAGGGUGAUCCAACAUUUAGAGAAGAGCUAUCGAAUUUUUCGCAGAGAGGACGCUUCUUGCAACUUUCUAAUUUCAAGGACGACUCAAGCCCAAUCGCCUGGGAUUGUUCAGCGUGGGUACGAGCUUAUGCAUUAUUUCUCGAGGAACGGCUUCAAUGCUUCAAAGUUCUGAAAUAUGACAUUGAGGCUGAACGUCUUCCAAAGCUUUCCCCAGGGGAGGAGAGGGGGUAUGGCAAAACAAGGGAUUUAGAUGGUGAAAAACUCUUGGAACAGUUACCAGCUUUACAGCAGCUUCUGCAUCGUCUCAUUUGUUGUAAGCCAGGAGGUGCUGCUAGCCACAAUCGUAUCAUACAGUAUGCUCUCGCUCUGGUGUUGAAGGAGAGCUUUAAAGUGUAUUGUGCCAUCAAUGAAGGAAUCAUCAAUCUUGUAGAAAAGUUCUUUGAAAUGCCAAGACACGAGGCCAUCAAGGCCCUUGAUAUAUACAAGCGUGCGGGUCUUCAGGCUCGCAACCUUUCUGAUUUCUAUGAAGUAUGCAAAGGAUUAGAACUUGCAAGGAAUUUCCAGUUUCCUGUUUUAAGAGAGCCUCCACAAUCUUUUCUUACAACUAUGGAGGAAUAUAUGAGAGACGCACCUCAAAUGGUGGACGUCACAUCUGGGCCACUGCUUCUGACCUAUAGGCCGGAUGAUGGGAUUUCUUCUGAAGAUUUUGAACCUUCGCAUGAAGAACAUGAACUAUCAUUGCCUUUCGAUAUUACUGUUAUUCCCUCUGAAGAGUCACAACCUUCUACCCAUCCUCCUGCUUCAGUAGAAACUCCUCAGAAUUUCAUUGAUACAGAUGAUCUUUUGGGUCUGAACAAUGAUGCACCUGAUCCAUUGGAAAUCCUGGACCAAAAUGCACUUGCUUUGGCCUUAGUUUCUACUGAUGCUGAUUCUUUUGGUUUCGGUCAAGCAAUAGAUUUAGAUCCGUCAGGAUGGGAGGUUGCCUUGGUCACAACACCUAGCAAUGAUAUAUCUGCAGCCACAGAGAGGCAAUUGGCGGGUGGCUUAGACUCGCUCACUCUGAACAGCCUAUAUGACAGUGGAGCCGCGCAACAGCCUUCUUACGGCACUCCAGCUCCCAAUCCGUUUGAAGUCCAAGACCCGUUUGCAUUUUCCAACAGCGUUCCACCACCUUCAGACGCAAGCAACCCAUUCGGUUCCUACGAGCCAACCUUUCAGCAUCAACAGCAGCUUCAGCUUGCACCAAACGCUGAAGCUGCACUUAACGCUGCAAAUCCUUUUGGUGACUUUGGAGAAUUUCCGGUAGUCCCUGUUUCACAGCCCCCAAACACCACCGGUUUUGGGGGAUUUCCGGUGGUCCCUGUUUCACAACCCCCACACACCACCGGUUUUGGGGAAUUUCCGGCAGUCACGGUUUCACAACCCCCACACACCUCCGGUUUUGGGGAAUUUCCGGCCCCUGUUUCACUACCACCACACACCAACGGUUUUGGGGAAUUUCCGGUAGUGCCGGUUUCACAACCCCCACACACCACCGGUUUUGGGGAAUUUCCGGAAGUCCCUGUUUCACUACCACCACACAACACCGGUUUUGGGGAAUUGCCGGCAGUCACGGUUUCACAACCCCAAAUCACCACCAGUUUUGGAGAAUUUCCGGUAGUGCCGGUUUCACAACCACACAACACCACCGGUUUUGAGGAAUUCCCGGUAAACACAAGUGCUCAUGAGCAACAUAACAGCAACCCCUUCGGCGGUACUGGUCUCUUGUGA